Aricia agestis (brown argus) is the source of this 1688-nucleotide messenger RNA. It is a transcript of the gene Set8, whose product is annotated as histone-lysine N-methyltransferase PR-Set7. Gene Ontology annotation, molecular function: protein binding; histone H4K20 methyltransferase activity. NCBI's taxonomy places the organism in Eukaryota, Metazoa, Arthropoda, Insecta, Lepidoptera, Lycaenidae. Bases 317 to 1252 code for a protein of 311 amino acids. The transcript is spliced from 6 exons. The record is from RefSeq and is a predicted model, not a curated record.
UUUGACAUUUCGGUUUACCUAUUUCGAAGCGUUAGCGAAAAUGUUUCACAGAAUUUAAUAAAUUUGUAAAAUAAUAAAUAAAAUAACAUCGAGUUGGACGACACUAUAGCUAACCAACAGUUAAUCUAUACGGACAAACGCUGGAAGAUAUAUUUUUUUAUAGGAAUACUGUUUUAUAUUAUGACAAGGUCUAUUACAAAACAUUUGUUUAGAUGUAUAGGAAAUUUUGUCUAUUAUUAAAUUGUAUGUGGCUGGGAAGCAACCUAUCGAUGGUGUUACAUUUUGUAUCUGAAUUUGUAGUGUUUUUGAAGCUGAAAUGGUUCGAGUUGCAAGUUUGAUGGCUCUCCAAGAGGGUGUGAAAACUCCUCACAGAAUAGAGCUCUGUGAAGCCAAACCAGUGAGAGCGACCAGGGGUUACAGAAAACGCAGGUUAUUACCUGAUGUUCCAGUCAAGACGGAAAAUGAGGAACUGAUUAGAAAAUCACCAAAAAAGAAAAAGGAAACAAAAUCAAAACCUUUAAAAACUUGCAACGGUGGCUACACAAACAUGACUAAUGGGAAUACAGUGAAAUCUAGAGCAGCUAAGGCUGCAGCUCGUCAAUCUGAAAGUCACAAACUAACUGAAUAUUUUAAAGAGGAACUGAAGAGUCCAAAAGCUGAGCAAGUACCCGUUCCAUUGAAAUUAGAGAAACCUAUAAAAACAGAACCAAAAAAUGUAAAUGGCAAUAACCACAAAUUGACUGAAUAUUUCCCUGUUAGAAGAAGUGUACGAAAGACUUCUAAAUGUGUUAUGGCAGAGAAAAUGAGAGACUUAGAGAGAGCUGUGAGGGAGCAAAAAGAAGAUGGUCUUGAGGUAGCCUAUUUUGAGGGCAAAGGCCGUGGUGUCAUAGCAACAAAGCCAUUCUGCCGGGGACAGUUUGUUGUGGAGUAUGCUGGGGAAUUGGUUGGAGUUGCAGAAGCUCGUGAGAGAGAACAUAAAUAUGCACAAGACCCAAAUGCUGGCUGUUAUAUGUAUUAUUUCAGACUUCAGGAUCAACAAUACUGUAUCGAUGCAACGGCCGAGUCAGGUCGUCUGGGCCGUCUGGUGAACCACUCCCGCAACGGCAACCUGUCGACCAAGGCUCUGUGGGUUGACGGGCCGCGGCUGGUGCUGCUGGCGGCGACGGACGUGGCCGCCGGCGACGAGCUGACGUAUGACUACGGCGACCGCAGCCGUGAGUCGCUGCGGCACCACCCGUGGCUCGCGCUAUGACCUGGGAAUAAGACCAGAAAUCUCAGUUGGACUACAAAUUAUUAUUAUUAGACAAGUAAAUUAAUUUAAUAUUAGUUAUUAUGAAGUUUGAUUAUGACUGUUUUGAUUUAGGUUAUAUGUUAGUUUAGUGACAAUGGCCUUAAUAUGAGAUUCACGAUUUGGGCACGAGUUAAUAAGUAUUCAUAGACUGUUAUUAUUAUAGCAUUCUAAGUGCCAGUAGACAUGUGGUAUGGAAUAUGGAUUCAAAAUCUUUGGGAUUGUAAGGCUAACUCGAAUUGUAGAUUUUGAACAUGUUUUUACAAAAUAGUUGCACUGACUUCAUAACAUGAAUAAUAUUGUUAUAACACAUUCACAUAAAGUAGGGGAAGGAGGGAAAUAUGAAUACAUACUUUACAAUUUCUUAUGGUAUGUAAGUAUACUGUUGACCUCUCGUAAA